UAGAGAUAAAACACAAGUCGAGAUACAUUAAGAAAAUCGAGCGAUCGUCCAAGGCAAAGAAACGAAAAACCUAAAAGAGAGAAACUCGCAAGAAUGAUGAUGAAAUUCAUUACGGUUGGGAUGAUGGCCAUUCAAUUGGCGGGUAUGAGCCAAGGGCAGAUAUUGCCCGAUCCUAGUGUUCCUGGCGAAAAUGGACCUACUACCGUUGGUAGCUUGCCCGUCAACUUUCCGACCUAUGGCCCUCCUACGAGCGGACCGAUCGAGUUUCCUCUUCCCACGAGUGGACCUGCUACGAGGGGACCCAUCAAACUUCCAACCCGUGUCCCUGAAGCCAGAAAUCCAUGCACAACCCGAGCGCGCAAUGACAAAUUACCAUUGCCGACAGAAUUGCCCGUAGUGAUCAAUGGCAAAGACAAGGGACCUACAGCAACCGUAAAACAAACAGCCAUUCCAGAAACAUUAAUGACACUCUUUCCACAGAGUACAGACAUGCCUAGCCAACUCCCCAUUAGACGUCGUGCCCGUGCACGAGCCCAUCUCCCUUGAAUAGUGUGUAUGUGAAAUGUGUGAAUAGUAAGAAAUGAACAUGUAUAAAGUAAAGAAUAAAAUGCGAUAAAAG
Molecule: messenger RNA, 619 nt
Organism: Spizellomyces punctatus DAOM BR117
Lineage: Eukaryota; Fungi; Chytridiomycota; Chytridiomycetes; Spizellomycetales; Spizellomycetaceae
Exons: 2
Coding region: 94-546 (150 amino acids)
Source: RefSeq, a predicted model, not a curated record